Molecule: messenger RNA, 2506 nt
Organism: Hibiscus syriacus
Lineage: Eukaryota; Viridiplantae; Streptophyta; Magnoliopsida; Malvales; Malvaceae
Product: testis-expressed protein 2-like
Exons: 7
Coding region: 215-2209 (664 amino acids)
Cellular component (GO): endoplasmic reticulum
Molecular function (GO): lipid binding
Source: RefSeq, a predicted model, not a curated record
GAAUUCCGGAAGAACAAGGAAUAGUUUAAGGAGAAUCAAAGAAUGUUGCAUAGAAUGACAAAUUCCUUUUGCGAUUUACUAUUUUAAUUUUCCUAUCAAUUUCUUCUUUAAUUAAAAAAUGUAAAAAACAAACAAACAAACAAACAAUGAAUAGAACAGUUGCAAAUGGAAUCAAAACAAUAAAUAAAUAAAUAUAUACAUAUAAUUCGGAAGGAUGUUGAUAGCAUUCUUCGUUGGAUUUGUUGCUGGGAUUCUUGCAGUCCUGGGUUUGGAACUGAUAGUAUUUUUGGUUGUGGUGGCUCUAUUGAAUCGCAAAAUCCAACGAAGGAUCAAACAUGAAACCGAUGCGGCAGCAGCAGCAGCUCGGAAUCCCCAGCAUUCCCUCGAUUCCAUUUGCCAAAACAUGCAGGGGGUUGUUUGGGUUCUUGAUUCAGAAAAAAUUUCAUCCAAAGAGCAGAAGAGAAGAAGGGAUGUAACGAUAGAGGUCACUCCUGUUCGAAAACAUGCCAAAAUCCAGGAUCGGUACCUGACUCUCACGAGUUCCGAUUCGUCCUGCAUCUUUAUUCCUCUCAAGGGCUGCAUCAUUCAGGCUGUUUCUGCUACUAACUUGCCCUCCAGGAAAUGGGCCAAGAGAUAUCCGAUAAAAGUUGAGAGCAAGAGUUCGCUAUACAAUGGAAGUAAAAUAAUUUACCUUUAUCUGGAGACUGCCUGGGAAAAGGAGUCUUGGUGCAAAGGUCUUCGUCUUGCUUCAUGUGAGGAAAAUAACAGAUGGUUCACCAAGUUGAAUGUGGACUUCCAUGCUUACAUGGCAUUGCUAAGUGCUGGAUAUUCCUCAUUUAUGAAGCCCUCCUUAGGCUUCAGUGCUGAGCCAACGGAAAGGGGAAGCAAGUCGGAUGGAUCUAUAUCAAAAGUCAAAUUAUUUUGGAAAAGGUUGUCAAAAAAGAAUUCAAAAGCUAGUGACAAAAAGGGAAAUUCAAGUAAUCAAUCCGCCUGUGAGGAGAAGAAGGCUUGUGAGAAACAGCAUCUAUGCCAAGAAUCAGUGUCAAACAAGUCGCUUAACACUUCAACUGAGGAAAAUAUGGUGUUUACACCACCACAAGGUUUUCCUCGUUCAGCAAGUCAAAAUGCUGCUGCUGCUGCUUCUGACGUUGAGUCUGAACAUGAAAAGCAUAAUUCUGAUGAAGGAAUACUUUGCUGGAACUUGAUAAUUUCUCGAGUCUUUUUUGACAUCAAAGCCAAUGCAGCGUUGAAAAGUUCCCUUCAAGCACGGAUUCAGAGAACAUUAUCCAACAUGAGGACCCCUAAUUACAUAGGUGAAGUCCUUUGUACUAACAUAGACAUUGGGAAUCUCCCACCUUAUAUCCAUGCGAUGAGGCUUCUUGGCAAUGACAUGAAUGAGGUAUCGGCAUUCGAGGUUGAUGCUGAGUAUUGUGGUGGAGUUCUGAUGGAUGUUGAGACAAGAAUUGAAGUCCGUGACCUAGAUUUUCAGAAAGGCUUAGAGGAUACAAAUUCUGAAGGAAACUCUGUCGAGAAUAUGUCUUCAGACCUUCUUGAAGGCUUUGAACAUUUCGGAAAGCAUUUGAAUCUUAAUAAAGAGGAUUUUGUCGACCCUAGAAUUGAUUGUGGAAAAGGGUCUAAAGAUAAAUCGGGUUCUCGGUUGAAGUCUGUCCUAAAUAACAUAGCCAAGCAGGUUUCACAGGUGCCUUUGACUUUGUCAGUAAGGGUUGUAUCCCUUCGAGGAACACUGCGUUUAUAUAUAAGGCCACCUCCUUCUGAUCAGUUAUGGUUUGGCUUCACAUCAAUGCCCGACAUAGAGUUCGACCUCGAGUCUUCGGUCGGGGAUCACAAGAUUACUAAUGGACAUAUCGCGUUAUUCUUGGUCAAUCGGUUUAAGGCGGCUAUACGGGAAACUAUGGUGCUUCCAAAUUGUGAGAGUGCAUACAUUCCAUGGAUGUUAGCAGAAAAAGAUGAUUGGAUCCCAAGGAAUGAUGCCCCAUACAUAUGGCUUCAAGAAGGCUGUUCCGAUAAGCGUGAAGCUCCAGCUCCGCAGGUUACCGAAUCAAAAGCGAACGAAAGUUGUGGGAGCGCCUCGAAUAGUGAUCUAGAAAGCAAGGAUUCGAUUCCGGAAGCAGCAAGGGGUUCCAAAGCCAGACUUGAUAAGCUCAAUGCCUGUACUUUCUUCUUGUUCAAGUUACAGGUCUCUGCGUGAUCUAGGAACUCCUCAUCCCACAACUGAUGACCUACAAGAUAGAAUGCAUCAGAAUUUAGAGGAAGCUUCGAGUUUGUCGUCAAUAUAUUGUAGGUCCAUGAGAGAGCUCGGAAGGCACAGUGCAGGAUCAGACGACAAUGAUUGGGGGCCGAAGACGGGGAGGAGGGCGAAGCUACGCGAUUUCAAGAAGCGAAUGGGGGAGAAAUUCGGAGAAAAGAAGCGUCACAUGGAGGAGAAGGGGAGGCAUUUUGUUGAGAAGAUGAAAAGUAAAGAUAAAGUUAAAGACAAAGAUAAAGA